Entrophospora sp. SA101 is the source of this 291-nucleotide messenger RNA. The record is from the annotation of a GenBank genome assembly. Lineage: Eukaryota; Fungi; Glomeromycota; Glomeromycetes; Entrophosporales; Entrophosporaceae.
AUGGAACAUAAAAAAUGUACAAUUCUAAUUCAAGAAAUACCACAUUAUAAUAAAGUUGACUUGCAAUAUAUAACAACAACAUCAGAGUCUUAUUUGUCUAGUUUCGAUAUAAUAACCUCAUUACCUUACAAUAAUGUCCACGAUAAUAAUUUAACCGCGAUCACCGAAUUUCAACAAGAGACUAAUAAUCCUGUUUCUCAAAUUUCAAUUUCAAACUUGUCCUCUUCCUCAUCUCCUGCGCAACAUCAAGAAACAUCAAUGCAAUUAUUAGAUUUUUUUUCAUUUAAAUAA